Tympanuchus pallidicinctus (lesser prairie-chicken) is the source of this 1462-nucleotide messenger RNA. RefSeq names its product proteasome 26S subunit, non-ATPase 11 (gene PSMD11). Gene Ontology annotation, biological process: ubiquitin-dependent protein catabolic process. Gene Ontology annotation, molecular function: protein binding; structural molecule activity. The record is from RefSeq and is a predicted model, not a curated record. The coding region runs from base 51 to 1319 and encodes 422 amino acids. The transcript has 14 exons. Gene Ontology annotation, cellular component: proteasome regulatory particle, lid subcomplex. NCBI's taxonomy places the organism in Eukaryota, Metazoa, Chordata, Aves, Galliformes, Phasianidae.
GGGGGCGGGGCUUCCGCCGCCGGCCGCGAGGAGGAGCGAACAGAGCUAAGAUGGCGGCGGCGGCGGUGUUGGAGUUCCAGCGCGCGCAGUCCCUGCUGUCCACCGACCGCGAGGCGUCCAUCGGCAUCCUGCACUCCAUCGUGAAACGCGACGUCCAGGAGAACGAUGAGGAAGCGGUGCAGGUCAAGGAGCAGAGCAUCCUGGAGCUGGGGUCGCUGCUGGCCAAGACGGGGCAGGCAGAAGAGCUGGGGGGGCUCCUGAAAUACGUGCGGCCGUUCCUGAACUCCAUCAGCAAGGCCAAGGCCGCCCGCCUGGUGCGCUCCCUGCUCGACCUGUUCCUCGACAUGGAGGCGGCCACGGGCCAGGAGGUCGAUCUGUGCCUGGAGUGCAUCGAGUGGGCCAAGUCUGAGAAGAGGACCUUCCUCCGCCAGGCUCUGGAGGCCCGGCUGGUCUCGCUGUACUUCGACACCAAGCGGUACCAGGAGGCGCUGCAGCUCGGCUCCCAGCUGCUCCGGGAGCUGAAGAAGAUGGACGACAAAGCGCUGCUGGUGGAGGUGCAGCUGCUGGAGAGCAAGACGUACCACGCGCUCAGCAACCUGCCCAAGGCGCGCGCCGCGCUCACCUCCGCGCGCACCACGGCCAACGCCAUCUAUUGCCCCCCCAAGCUGCAGGCCGCCCUGGACAUGCAGUCAGGGAUCAUCCACGCGGCGGAGGAGAAGGACUGGAAAACGGCCUACUCCUAUUUCUACGAGGCGUUUGAGGGCUACGAUUCCAUCGACAACCCCAAAGCCAUCACGGCCCUCAAGUACAUGCUGCUCUGCAAGAUCAUGCUCAACGCCCCUGAGGACGUGCAGGCGCUGGUGAGCGGCAAGCUGGCGCUGCGCUACGCGGGGAGGCAGACGGAGGCGCUGAAGUGCGUGGCGCAGGCCAGCAAGAACCGCUCGCUGGCGGACUUUGAGAAGGCGCUGACGGAUUACAAAGUGGAGCUCCGGGACGACCCCAUCAUUAACACUCACUUGGCAAAGCUCUACGACAACUUAUUGGAGCAGAACCUGAUCAGAGUCAUCGAGCCCUUCUCCCGAGUGCAGAUGGAGCACAUCUCCGGCCUCAUCAAGCUCUCCAAGGCGGACGUGGAAAGGAAACUCUCACAGAUGAUCCUGGACAAGAAGUUCCACGGGAUCCUCGACCAGGGCGAGGGCGUCCUCAUCAUCUUCGACGAACCCCCCGUGGACAAAACGUACGAAGCCGCCCUGGAGACGAUUCAGAACAUGAGCAAAGUGGUGGAUUCGCUCUACAACAAAGCCAAGAAGCUGACAUAGAGCCGGCCCUGCGCUGCCGCGUGUGUGUGUGACGGGAGAGUGAAUCCUUUAGGAGACGUUUUGUUCCACUUUUCGCUCGGAAAGUUUUUAAUCCUCCCCUCCCGGUGCUGUUCCUGCGGUGCGGCCCCAGCCGCGCCCCUCCC